GAAUAUAAUAUAAAUAAACAUCAGCCCAAUAAAAAAAUUCAGCAAAUUGUUUCGAUAAAUAAUUCCUUGUGCCUAUUUCAUGAUGAAAAUACACAUGUUCUUAAAAUAAUAUUUGAAAACAUAAAUAAUGAGGAGCCGUUAAUUUACUGGUUAUUUUCUAAUCGCAUAUUUGUGACAGACACUAACGUUUCUAUAUGCAGUAAGAUUUUACACAAGGAAAACAUAAGUGAUAUCUUGGAAUUCCUAUCUAUGACGAUUGACAAAAGAAACAUUUACAUUUCAGCAAUAAUUAUUAGCAAUUAUUCGCCUAAAUCUUCUUUCUAUGUUUUGAAAAAGAAAUACGCAAGUCUCAAGAGCGUAAAUGCAGACAAAUAUGUUGAAAAGACAAUAAUAGACUCAAUGGAAUUUUCUUAUCAAAUUUACGCUUUUGAUAAAUCUGUACAACCAUAUCCUCCAAUGAGAUGCCUGACACCUGACGAGAAAGUUUAUAAUUUUGAGAAUGUGAAUACAACAACAAACAGCAUCAUUGUGAAUCUUCCGGAGUCAGUUGUAAAGAGUGGAUGCAAAAAAUAUAAUUUACCAACUACUAUAUAUACUAUCUCUGUAAGCUGUUUAGACAACAAUCUCAACAAAUCUGAGAAAUUCAAUGUGCUGCGAUAUGUGACGUGCGAGCGAUAUUACGAGAUUCAGAACUUAACACCAUUUACAGAGUACAAGUUGCAGUUUACUUUAAGCAAUUUUUACUUUGAUCAAUUAUCAAUAAAUCCAAUCAAUUCGAAUGUGAUGUCAUUAAAAACUAAUUCGGGCAAGCUUAAUGCACCAGAAAACAUAAGUGUUUUAGUUUUGACGCCUACUAUAGCAGUAGUUCAUUGGAUGCCACCCAAGCAAUUGAACUGCGUGAGCGUGAACUACGAAGUGCAUUGGAAGUUAGUGAACGACAAGCAACAUAAGAGCAAACAAUUUAUCAAUAUGCCGAAACGUAUGGCAGAUGACAGAUUUUUCACAAAGAUUAACUUGUUGCUACCAAUACAAAAUUACUUGAUAUACGUGCGUGUGUAUCCAACUAAUUUCAGCGAUUUGUACAACGAGAGUUUAACCAAGAUCGUUCACAUAUCCUCAGAACCAAACAAUAUUACUUUGAGCGGGGUCGACAUAAAUAGCAUGAACAUUUCAUGGAUCUCCAACAUUAAUCUGACGAUCAUUUUUACACUAGAGUACAAAGAUAUUGCAGCAGAAAAGUGGCAAACAAUGAAUUCUUUUAAAAUGAAUUAUAAAGAUAAAGUAAUAUACUAUCUCAAAAAUUUACAAUCGGGAACUUUAUACAAGUUUCGCUUGAUAUUGAGAUUUCUCAAAUAUGAGGAAACUUUUAUAUGGCCGGCUGAUGAAAGAUUUAUUUUUUCAACACGUGAUAGCAAACGUGAUAUUCCGAGUACUCCUGGAAUAAUAUGGAAUAAAUAUUACUUGUUAUUGAUGUUGGUUAUAGUUCCUAUAAUCUGCAUUUUCUACAUUUAUCGUUUGUAUCGUCAACGCAGAGGUAAUAAUGAACAAUUUUUGUCUUCUACAAUGACCGAUGUAGAAUUGGCGAUUCUACCUGAAGUACCUUGUCGCAACAUUCAAUUCAAUAUGAUUUACAGUCCUAUGUUACAUUAUAAUCCGGAUAAAUGUGCGAUAACUAAAAUCGCACGAAAUCAAAUUACAUUUACGAAACAUCUUGGUAGCGGCGCAUUCGGAAUGGUGUAUCAAGGAAAGGUAAAGGAUUUAGAAAAAUCGGGCACAGAGAUAUCCGUUGCAAUAAAAACGCUUGGAAAAGAUGCUUCUUCCCAUGAGAAAAAGAAAUUGUUAAAGGAAGCCAAGCUUAUGAGUCAUUUUCAACACAAACAUAUAUUAAGAUUGUUUGCCGUUUGUUUAGAUGGAGACUCUCCGUUACUAGUGUUGGAAUUGAUGGAAAUUGGAGAUCUGUUAAAAUAUUUGAGACAAUGUCGAAAUUUGCAAGUGUCAGAUUCGUCUGCUCUGCGUUUGCAGGAUUUGCUCGCCAUGUGCGAAGAUGUUGCGCGAGGUUGUUGCUACUUGGAAGAGUUACGUUUUGUACAUAGAGAUCUAGCGUGUCGCAAUUGUUUAGUAUCUUCGAGAAAUCGAGAGAAUCGUGUCAUCAAAAUUGGAGACUUUGGACUAACUAGAGAGAUCAAGAAUGAUUAUUAUCGCCUGAAAGGAGAAGAUUUGCUUCCUAUUCGAUGGAUGGCACCCGAAUCUUUGAUAAUGGGAAUAUUUACUUCUCAAACCGAUGUUUGGUCCUUUGGGGUAUUAAUGUGGGAAAUUACAUCGUUGGGUGAGCAACCUUAUAGUGCCAAGGUUAAUGAAGAAGUAAUAAAUUAUGUAUGUGCUGGAGGCAGGUUGCCAAUGACUCUUAACUGUCCGUCACCAUUGUACCAGUUGAUGCUACGUUGCUGGAAUGCAGCAUAUACUAGACCAAAUUUCGAAUUUUGUCUGAAAAAUAUUAUAGCAUUAAGAAAGAACAUAGAGGAUGCCUUGCUGAGUCCGGUCGAUAUUAUUUAGCCGAUAUACUUAAAUUAAUGUUUAUUUUAUUUUCCAAACGACUCA
Messenger RNA from Camponotus floridanus (Florida carpenter ant), 2598 nucleotides. RefSeq names its product protein sevenless-like. The record is from RefSeq and is a predicted model, not a curated record. Gene Ontology annotation, cellular component: signaling receptor complex. Gene Ontology annotation, biological process: regulation of TOR signaling; protein phosphorylation; multicellular organism development. Gene Ontology annotation, molecular function: ATP binding; transmembrane receptor protein tyrosine kinase activity; protein binding. The transcript is spliced from 5 exons. Bases 250 to 2553 code for a protein of 767 amino acids. NCBI's taxonomy places the organism in Eukaryota, Metazoa, Arthropoda, Insecta, Hymenoptera, Formicidae.